Tetrapisispora phaffii CBS 4417 is the source of this 636-nucleotide messenger RNA. RefSeq names its product Tsr2p (gene TSR2). The transcript has a single exon. Gene Ontology annotation, biological process: maturation of SSU-rRNA from tricistronic rRNA transcript (SSU-rRNA, 5.8S rRNA, LSU-rRNA). Bases 1 to 636 code for a protein of 211 amino acids. NCBI's taxonomy places the organism in Eukaryota, Fungi, Ascomycota, Saccharomycetes, Saccharomycetales, Saccharomycetaceae. Gene Ontology annotation, cellular component: nucleus. The record is from RefSeq and is a predicted model, not a curated record.
AUGAGUUUACAAUUCGAUGAGGCUGCGUUUGUCGAGGCUACAAAUGGUAAAGCCAACUUGAAAUUCGAUGAUGAAAAACAACAAGCUAGAUUUGAAUUAGGUGUGUCAAUGAUGGUAUAUAGAUGGGAUGCUUUAGAGAUUGCUGUUGCUAAUAAGUGGGGUGGUCCAGAUUCAGCAGAAAAGCGUGAUUGGAUAUCUGGUAUUAUCAUAGAUGCUUUCAAAACUGAAAAGACAAUCGACGUUGCUUACAUCGAAGAAAUGCUACUGUACGCUAUGACUGACGAAUUCGACACUAAUGUAGAGGAUGAUUCCGCCCUGCCAAUUGCAGCUGGUAUAAUAGAGUUAUAUAAGCAAGCGGAUGCCCUGGACUUUUCGAAUAUCGAAUCACUAUACUUGGAUUAUCAAAACAAACAAAACAAUAAAUCAAUAGAUCAUGGCCAUCACGUACAUGUAACUGAAGAUCCAUUAAACCCUAACGUCUCCUCUUCCGAAGAAGAUGAUGACAGUGAGGGAGAGGAUGACGAUGAAGAUAUGAUGGAGGAAGACCAAAAUGAACCUCAAAAUAACAUCCCAGAACCAAUAAUUGAUGAUGAUGGGUUUGAAUUAAUUCAAAAGAAAGGUAAAAACAGAUAUUAA